AUGGACAAUGAUGGCAGAGGAGACGGUCAAGGCGAUUCUUCGGGAGCGGCUGCGAGCCAUUUGAGUUUACCUGCAGAGUACGGAGGUGGCAAGUUCUCGUUUGCGACCGGAUUCGAGGACGAUCUUCCAACUGGACAAGCAUGUUCGAGUGACGCGCCCGCCAAGCAGCGUGAGAGAUUACUUUACGUGAAGAAGGAAGAAGCUGAUAUUUCUCCAUAUCUUUCUAUGAGUCACUCGCAGCUGAAUUCAUCCAUUUCCUUCUUGGACGACAAGUUUUCGAGCUCAUUGCUUGAUGGACGACAGUCCGUCACAGAUGGGUCCCGAAAUUCGAUAUCGAACAAUCAACAUUGGGGUUCGUUUAGCAAUGGCGCUCAGAACGGUCCCGACACAGGGCAGCAGUCUGCGUCUUUCAAGAAUGACGAACUAGACCUUUUUUUUCGAAGAAAUGAUGAUGCACUGUCAAGCCUGGCGGAUGACUUGAGCUCGUCAUUUGGGUCCAGUUUGCAUUCGGACUUGCUAGCUUCAAGUUACGACUCGUUUCAAUACCAGCCUCAGUCGUUGAAUGGUCCAAGUGCGGGUCAAACGCUAUCGGCCCAUUUUUCACCCCCGGUUAGAUCACCUUCUUCGUCAGUACGAGCGGGAAGCCACUUGUCGGCUUCGUUGAGGAAUGGAAGUGCGGGCACUCCAGGUCUUAUGGGUACGCCGCGAACAAGACAUGCCUCGCUGAGUGGGAACUACUAUCCGGACGGAUAUCUAUCAGCCAGCGUGCCAAAGAAUUUAACGGCGGAUGAGAGAUUAAAGCGUAAGAGAGAGUUUCACAACGCUGUGGAGAGAAGAAGGCGAGAGCUUAUCAAGCAGAAGAUAAAAGAGCUCGGUACCAUAGUACCACCUUCUCUCUUGAAUUACGACAUGAGUGGUAAGCAGGUGAAACCCAACAAAGGAAUUAUUCUGAACAAGACUGUGGAGUAUCUCGAGUAUCUGCUGCAAGUGGUGGAAAUCCAAGAGCGAAGAAAAAAGCAGUUACUGAACAAGAUGAAAGAACUGGAAGAGAAAAAAGAGCGUCUGGCGUCUAGCCAACUUGCUGAACAGAAUCGCGGCAGCGCGAAUAACACUACUGAAAGGCCUGCAUCUCAUGAACCAGCAUCUCUGACCAAGUCAGUGGCUCAAAGCGAUUUUACUGAUAUUGAUGUGGACGUCUCUAACGAGAGAAUAAUCGACACCCGAGCCAAACCUCAUCCCCAUAAUUUUGGCGUAUCGCAGCCAUGGGGCGAAUCUAACUCAUUUGGCCUAAUGGAUAACAUAUUGUCAAACAGCGAGCAUAAUUUACCACUUCACGACGACCUGCAGCAAUUCUUAUCGGGUGAUUUGAUUGAAGCAGAAGAUAACGCCAAGCUAAUGUUCAAUAGUGGUGAUCGUGCCGAGUAUUUGUUAGACUUUGACUCCUAA
Torulaspora globosa is the source of this 1446-nucleotide messenger RNA. It is a transcript of the gene RTG3, whose product is annotated as Rtg3p. The coding region runs from base 1 to 1446 and encodes 481 amino acids. Gene Ontology annotation, molecular function: protein dimerization activity; RNA polymerase II cis-regulatory region sequence-specific DNA binding; DNA-binding transcription factor activity, RNA polymerase II-specific. Gene Ontology annotation, cellular component: nucleus. Gene Ontology annotation, biological process: regulation of transcription by RNA polymerase II. Lineage: Eukaryota; Fungi; Ascomycota; Saccharomycetes; Saccharomycetales; Saccharomycetaceae. The record is from RefSeq and is a predicted model, not a curated record. The transcript has a single exon.